Molecule: messenger RNA, 1029 nt
Organism: Erigeron canadensis
Lineage: Eukaryota; Viridiplantae; Streptophyta; Magnoliopsida; Asterales; Asteraceae
Product: probable ascorbate-specific transmembrane electron transporter 1
Exons: 4
Coding region: 316-960 (214 amino acids)
Molecular function (GO): oxidoreductase activity
Source: RefSeq, a predicted model, not a curated record
UCAAAAGAUCGUGACUUUACUACAUAAAAACACAAUCCCUAUAAAACAAAACUUCCAACAAUCUGUCUUUCAUUGUAUACACCAAAUCUUUAACUUUAGCUGUUUUCACAGGUUUUCCCAAAACCUACCUUUCGUUGGUGUCUUGUUUUCUUUCGUAAUGUCUAUUUCUGAUAGAUGAAAGCAAGAAACCAUUUUGCAAUUCCUAAGUCUAUACAUGUGUCAUGUGUGUGUGUUUUAAGUCUUAAUUUCUAAGGCUAAUUACGAUUAAAAACAUAUAUCGGUUGUGUGAUAUCGAGUGGUCUUUCUGGUUAUCAAAUGGCGACGAUGAUGGUCACCAUGUUCACACAUUUGUUAGUAAUAUCAAUAAUUAGCCUUGUUCUGUAUUGGCUUAUAAACUUUCGGGAAGGCUUUGCUUUGACAUCACCGGUGAAGAUGAAAAUUUUUAAUUUGCAUCCACUUCUCAUGGUACUUGGAUUCAUUAUUUUUUCAGGGGAAGCUAUGAUCAUAUACAAAGCAAUCCCUGCACGAAGACAAGCACUCAAAGUCAUGCACCUAAUAUUACAUUUGAUAGCUCUCGGCUCUGGAAUAUUUGGCGUUUAUACAGUCUUCAAGUUCCAUAAUGAACUCAAUAUUCCACAUAUGUACACUUUACAUUCCUGGAUCGGCUUAUCUACCAUAUCCUUAUUUGGGCUUCAGUGGCUAUUGGGAUUUGCCACAUUUUUGUUCCCGGGUGCUGAGUCCACAACACGGGCAAAAAUCGCUCCAUGGCAUAUUUUCUUUGGUGUAGUUAUAUUUCUCAUGGCGAUUGUGACUGCAGAGACUGGAUUAACAGAAAAGUUCAUAUUUCUAAAGUUGAAGCUCGGUCAAGAAGCACUCGUUGUCAACUUUAUAGGAAUUUUAAUACUACUUUACGGGAUAUUUGUUGGCCUUACUGUUGCCCUUCCUCUAAGAAGGAAAUAGAAAUGUUGUUACUACUUUCAGGUUUUCGAUUUGUUGAAACAAAUGUAAUAGGAUUGAUUUAUUUGAUAU